This is a messenger RNA of Sphaerodactylus townsendi, 1496 nucleotides long. RefSeq names its product keratin, type I cytoskeletal 18-like. Bases 145 to 1419 code for a protein of 424 amino acids. Gene Ontology annotation, molecular function: structural molecule activity. The transcript has 8 exons. The record is from RefSeq and is a predicted model, not a curated record. NCBI's taxonomy places the organism in Eukaryota, Metazoa, Chordata, Lepidosauria, Squamata, Sphaerodactylidae.
AGACUUCACGGUGGCUGCCCCGCUAACGUGCAGCCCAGGAUCUUUUCCAUUGGUCCACAGUGACCUGGCCAUGCAAAUGAGGAGGCAGGCGGGGGGCUAUAACAGGGCCGUGGGGAGCCGUCCGUCCCGGGAGCAUCAUUCGCCAUGGCUUUGUCCUUCUCUCGGCCCCGCAGCGGCUCCGCGUCGACGGGCUCGGGGCGCCUGCUGCUGCUGCCGGGCUCUUCUGCCGGCUCGGGGCGCGGCAGCUCCAGCGGCUCGGACUCCUGGUUCUCCUUGGGCCGGCUGCAUGCGGCGCUGCCCGCGGCGCGAGCCAGUCUGGAUCGCGCGGAGCCGAUUUUGCUGGGCCCGGGCCGGCAGCAGGAGGCUCUGCAGAGCUUGAAUGAGCGCCUGGCCGGCUACCUGCAGCGGGUGCGGGGGCUGGAGGCGGCCAACCGAGCUCUGGAGCAGGAGAUCGCCGCUAUCCGGGCGCGCAGAGCCGGGGCGGUCGGCCAUAAAGACUGGGAAGCGUGCGAGCGGCCCCUGGCCGAUCUGCGCAAGCAGGUUGAAGAUCUAAACAUGGAGAAUGUCAAACUGCUUCUGCAAAUAGAUAAUGCCAGGCUGGCGGCUGAUGACUUCAAGCAUAAGCUGGAAGCGGAGCAAGCUGUGUGUGACAGUGUGCAAAAGGAUACCCACGGGCUGCGCAAAAUGAUAGAUGACACGAACUUCCUACGCUUGAAGCUGGAAGGGGAGCUGGAGUCUCUCAGAGAGGAACUGGCUCACUUACGCAAAAGCCACAAAGAGGAAGUCGAUGCUCUCAGUGCCCUGAUUGCCAACUCUGAUGUAACAGUGCAGGUGGAUAAUCCACAGAAACAAGACCUGAGUGGGCGCAUUGCUGAAAUACGCAACCAGUAUGAAAAAGUGGCUGAGCAGAACCGUGCUGAUGCUGAGGACUGGUACAAAAACAAGUUUGAUUCCAUUUCUCAAGAGGUUGAUGUGAAUACCCAAGCACUGGAGGAAGCCAGAAGUGAGUUGACAGAGCUUCGUCGGCAGCUACAGGGUCUGGAGAUUGAACGCCAAACUCUUCAGAAAAUGGUGGACACCCUGGAGAACACCCUGAAGAAUACAGAAAAUCGCUGUCACAAUGACUUAGGCAGUCUCAACCGUGUCAUUAUGAAGCUGCAAGAUGACUUGGCAGCCUGCCGGGCUGACCUGGAAAGGCAAGUCCGAGACUACGAAGCUCUUCUGGACCUCAAGACGAAGUUGGAGAAUGAGAUACAGCACUACCGCAGUCUGAUCGAGGGGGCAACAGAGAGAGGGGAGCUGCAGAACUCAGGCAAAGCAGACACCAGGAGACAAACAAUUAAGAAGGUAGUGGUUAUGACACAAGAGAUUGUGGAUGGACAAGUGGUGUCACAGAAAUCAGAGGAAGUGAUCCAGUAAGUUCAUCCAACGUGUCAGUGUACUGCUAAUCCCUGUAUCACAAGCUUCUACUACUUAAUAAAGCCAUAUUCAAACAA